Messenger RNA from Lotus japonicus, 2909 nucleotides. RefSeq lists its product as uncharacterized. Lineage: Eukaryota; Viridiplantae; Streptophyta; Magnoliopsida; Fabales; Fabaceae. The record is from RefSeq and is a predicted model, not a curated record. Bases 2029 to 2859 code for a protein of 276 amino acids. The transcript is spliced from 6 exons.
CCUUAAAAAUUAAACCCCUAAAACACUCUCUUCUCAGAACUUCACGAUGAUAAGAGAAAGUUUAUAAACCCUAGCUUUCUCCAUCUCAAUUGAUCGUGAUCGACCCUCCUCCCUCCGCCGGCACCGCUCAUCAUCUCAUCUCGCGCGACCCUUCUCUCCACCGGCACGACGCAUCUUGCGUGACCCUCCCCUCUCCGCUGUUGAGGUUGAUGAGGACAUGUUAAUAUUGGUUAGAGGUUGUGUUAAGCCAUUAAGGCAGCAAGGGGGUCAUGGUGUACUUUUACUAGGUGAUUUGGUUUUUAUGACUGAGUUGAUGAUUCUGGUUCGUGAUCCUUAUGUUGGGUGUUAACUGGCGAGGUCUAAUCUAUGCUUGGAGCUGUUCCAAGCUGGUUCCAAAGUUUUUAUAAGCUUUUAUUUCUCGAUUUUUAGUAUCCAUGUAAAUGUAAUGUAUCUUUUGCGAUUUAAAGUUGGUGUUGUUUGGGAUUUGGAAUUGACAUAGAAUGUAGAAUUAAAUGCUACUGGAGAAUGCUGAAUUUUUCAUAGAUAUUUAUAUUGUUUGCAUUAUGUGUCAAGUUAUCUAUUACAUUUGCAUCAAUUAGAAUCUGCCUUGAACUAACUCUUCUCUUGCACUUAUUUCUAGUGCUUACAGAUUAAGUAGGGCUGUAUCAUCUGUGAUGUUUGCAUGGGCAAGUACUUUUGUGGGACAUGCAAACUCUUUGAUGAUGGUGUAAGUGAUUCAUCUUGGAACUGAAGAAUUUUGUGUGUGAGAUGUUCAUAAACUGGUGCUCAUUACUAAACCUAAGGUUCUCAACUAAGAAAGAUCCAGAGUGGCUAAAGGACUUAAGGGAACAAGAGGUUGUCAUCAAAUGUGACGAAGGAAUCCAAAUGAAUCUGUUAUGAUUUAGACUAUACUGAUUUGUUGCAAUUGAAGUUGGAAUGGCUCCAAAUGUUUUCUAUUGUCUCAAGAUUUUGAAGCCUCCGCAUAUCCACUUGUCCUGGCUUAGGAUUUGGACAUAAAGAAAUGGCACAUACUUAUCCAUUUGUUUUUGCAAAUUUAACCCAUGGUCAGAAUUUUAUCCUCUAUUCUAUGCUAUUUUAUAGAGUAACCCCAGAUGCUUGCUGUUAUGGCUUGUCAUAGGCUGAGAUGUGAUUUAAGUAGGCCAAAUAAGAAUUAGGCCUUCUUCACUUUAACUUCUUCCUGAACAUUUAAAGUUCUUCAGAACAUCAUUUAUUUGAGUUAAUAGAUUUCUUUUGAUUGUUGUUUGAUACCUUUGUUUCAGUUUCCUUUUCAUUCAAUUUUGGGUCGCCAAUAAUACUUUUAGAGGACGAUUGGAUCUAGAUGGUUAGGUAAUAUGUUGUUAAGUAAAUUGUUAGAAAUUUCUUAUCAUGUUAGCACACCUAUCUAUCAUUAUAUUAGGCUUAAAAUUUAAAUGUUAGAUUGCAAGCUCAGGUGAAAAAAAAGUAGCUGAAAAGGUAAAAAAAAAAACACUUUGAUGGCCACGGUUAAAAAACUGUGGCAGAAAAGACAUUAGUAAACCGUGGCAUUAAUGGCACAGAGAAACCGUGGCAAAUGUUUUAAAUAAACCAUGGUUGAAAUUUCUAGAGCCACGGUUUCUCAAACGCGGUAUUAUAUAAACCGUGGCGUUAGGAUUUUGUGAGAACCGUGGCUUUAACUUGAUAAAACCGUGACACUUGGGCUUAGCCACGGCCGCAUACACUGCGACACGAAAACCGUUGCCAAACCGCGGCGUAAGCUUUCAGCCACGGUUUUUUAACAUGUUGCCGCGGUUUUCUGUCCGCGGCAGAAGGCCAAAAAUGUUGUAGUGUGAGUGUAUACUAAAUGUUUUCAUUUAGGUCAUAAGCACCACAGACAAGCAAGCCUACAAUAUUUGCAAACCCUUCAACCCUUUGCAGAACACCAUAAUUGUAGGGUCCUCAAAAGGAUGGUUGAUUCUCAUAUCUGAUCAAAGUCUCUUUAUCCUCAACCUCUUUUCGAAGCUUCGCCUUAACCUCCCUCCUAUUAGAACGAUGCCAUGUUUGCUUUGUUCCAAGGGUGAUGAUUGCUUUGGCAUGCACAGACCCGUAGCUUUCACAAUUUCAAUGUGUCCCAACAUGAACCCCACCCUGGUCGCAAUAGUCACUUACAAGGGUGACCUUGGGUGGUGCAAGGUGGGAGACACUACAUGGAAAGGUUACCACACAAGUGAUAAAGUAUACUCCAAUGUGGCUUUUCAUGAUAACAAGCUUUAUGCCGUGGAACGAGGUGGUUUGAAAGUGAACAUGUUCAAGUAUGAUGAGGGAGUGCUUGUUCAGGUUGGUAGUGUGGAAUCCAUUGACCCUAUUGAACAUGCUCCUAAUCUAUCAGGAACCAUUAGGUCCUAUUGCAUGACCAUUUACUUGGUGGAAUGUGGAGGGAAUGUUUUGGUUGUGAAGAGAUUCUCUGAUGACACCAAAUUUCACACACCUACUAUAGAAUUUGUUAUUUUUGCGGUGGAAGAAAACUGCACCACGCCUCAAUUAGUGAAGGUGGAGAAUUUGGAUGAUCAUGUUUUGUUUGUAUCUAACAUCAACAUUGAAUGUCUUGAUGCAAAGUAUUGUCCAAAGUUUCAGCGUGGCAACGUGUAUUUCACUGGCUUCUCAGAAAACUCCUUCAUUACUGAAGUGGGAGUGUUCUCUAUUUCAGAUAGAACUAUACAUAAGAUUCCUCUCCCCAACCCUCAGAUGCACUCUCCAUCUCCAAUUUGGAUGAUGCCCAGGUUCUCGUUUGAAUGUGAUUGUCAAGUGUGCACCUCUGCACCGUGGUUUAGGCCCAGACAAUUGAGGAAAAGACAUAUGUUGAGUAAAAUCAGUGUUGAGUGAGUAGUGUUUGGAUCUUCAGGCUGAGUGAACUUCACCAUCUAAUAAUACAU